This is a messenger RNA of Molossus molossus (Pallas's mastiff bat), 572 nucleotides long. RefSeq names its product death associated protein like 1 (gene DAPL1). Lineage: Eukaryota; Metazoa; Chordata; Mammalia; Chiroptera; Molossidae. Bases 51 to 404 code for a protein of 117 amino acids. Gene Ontology annotation, biological process: negative regulation of autophagy; cellular response to amino acid starvation; apoptotic signaling pathway. The transcript is spliced from 5 exons. The record is from RefSeq and is a predicted model, not a curated record. Gene Ontology annotation, molecular function: death domain binding.
CACGGCCUCCUGAGCACCGCACCACCCUGGCACUGGCACUGGCUCACACUAUGGCAAAUGAAGCACAAGUCCUGCCCUCCCCGCUGAAAGGGAGGCAUCCUCCCGCAGUAAAAGCUGGAGGGAUGCGAAUUUCCAAAAAACAAGAGGUUGCUGUCUUGGAGAGACACUCCAAGAAAACAGGAUCUGAGAAAACAAGUGCCAUUGUGAAUAUUGCCAAGAUACAGACGAUGGAUACCCUGAAUGACACACUGGAGAAGGUUCUGAGGUCACAGCUACCCGAGAUGAAGCUCAGCCAUAAAUUUCCAGCAAUGGUGCACAUGGCACAUCAAAAACCCAGACCUGCUCUGGAGAAGGUCACUCCAAUGAAAAGGAUCUACAUUAUUCAGCAGCCUCGAAAAUGUUAAGCUGGGACAUAAAACACAGCCAUCUGCCCAACUGCCUCGAACAUCUGACAGCUUAGCCAAGGAACCAAACCUUUCCUUAGGCUCAGUACACUUGCUUGGUAAAUAAAACCGCUUUUGUAUCUUCUCUUUGGACAUUAGGUAAUAAAGCAUCCGAAAUUGUAAAUCCAA